AUGCUGCCGACGCGGUCACCAUCCCUGCCACAAGAGGGUGCAUGGGGCAGUGGAAGUUGGAGCUCUGCUGCUGCUGCUGCUGCCAGUACUGCCGCAGCACUCUCAACACCACCACCACCGAGCAGCUGGCGAACACGGGUUGUGCAGAUUGGCUGGUUGCUCUUCACCGUCGUGGCGUUCUUUCUCUUUGUGGUUGGCCUGAGCCGCAACAGCCGCGCCGUCGUGCGCGUGGAUGGCUGGGACGAGGUGUUCGCGGUGGUCGGCGCGUACUGGUUCUUCCCCGCCGCAACCGCCGCGUACCACCUCGCCGCCCGCAUGCCGUUCAUCACGCGGGCACUCGAGGCGAAGCUGUGGUUCUACGCACUGCAGGUGCUGCUUCUCCUGACGUACGUCGCGCAGCAGGGCGUCUUUAUAGCCUAUCUCGUACGCUACGUCGGCCGACACUGCUGGCUCUUCAUGAUCCCCGACGUUGCGGUGGCGGCGAUGAUGCUCGCAUCGCAACGCGUGCGGUUCGCGUGGCAGUGGCCGACGCUUUACGUGCUGGCGCAGGCGGGGAAGCUGGCCGCGUUUUGGUCGGAAAUGGACCGCAACUUCGAGGCGACAACGCCGAUGGGCGCCGACGGCCUGCUGGGGAUGCUGGUGCUGACGAUCCCGGUGGUGCAGUUCCCGGUGCUCAUCUCACGCCUCCGCGCGGGGACGUCGCUGACGAAGGCGUACACCACCAACAUGGCUGCGGUGUUCGCCCACGUGCUUCACUUCAUGGAUGUGCUAGAGCUCUAUUUCAGCGGGCGCGAGAUGCGCAACUUCCCAGGUAGCGUGAAGCCGCUCGUGUUGUUCUUUGCGGUGAUGGGGCACAUCACGUGCAACAUGUACUACGCCACUCUCUUCCUGAAGGACGACGCGACGGCGCGGUUUCUGCGCCGCUUUGAGGAGCCGAGCCAAGACGGCACCGACUUCUUGAUCGCCCCCACCGAGCCGGGCAGGGAUGACGAGCUCCUGCAUUACUUCCUCUGGACCUUCUUCUUUAUCGACCUCCCGUACGCCGUGAUGCGGAUAGUCGCGCUCGUCGUCCACGGCAAAGACGUCUCCGCCUUCCUGGGAAAGAAUAUCAUGAUGAUGUUGGGCGUCGUGAUGCUGCUGAUGCGUGGACGCAGGCCGUAG
Molecule: messenger RNA, 1161 nt
Organism: Trypanosoma grayi
Lineage: Eukaryota; Euglenozoa; Kinetoplastea; Trypanosomatida; Trypanosomatidae
Exons: 1
Coding region: 1-1161 (386 amino acids)
Source: RefSeq, a predicted model, not a curated record